GACCAUGCCCAUUAACAGCUGACAAGCCGGCCUUGUGUGCAGUUUUCACAUUGUUUUUCGAAAUUCGUUGAAAUUAAAAAUUAUGCGUCUAUUGGUACUCUAUGGCAGUCAAACUGGCACCGCCCAAGAUGUGGCCGAACAGAUAUGGCGCGAAUCGCGCCAAUGGGGUUUCCAGGGCCCAGUGCUCGCGUUAGAGGACUACAAUAUACAGCAGCUCAUCGAGGAGCGGCUCGUGAUAUUUGUGGUGGCCACAACGGGUGAUGGCAUGGAACCUGACAAUAUGAAACAGGCCUGGCGCUUUCUACUCAAGCGCAGCUUGCCGAGCAACUCACUGGAUGGUCUGCAAUUCGCGUGCCUUGGAUUGGGUGACUCCAGUUACUCAAAAUUCAACUAUGCCGCCAAAAAGUUGCACAAACGUUUACUGAAUCUGGGUGCGAAUUCUGUGUGUCCCCUGGGAUUGUGUGAUGAUCAGCAUGACUACGGACAUUUGGGCACAUCUCUUGCUUGGACAGCGGAUCUCUGGCAGACGCUAAGUGGCACAUUGGCGGUGCACAAGCAAGAUGAGGUCACCGAGGUGAGGAGAUGGAAUGUGCGUGUGCUGGAAGAAAAGCCUGCUGUGAAUGAGGAGCGCCUGCAUUGGACACAAAGGCAGGAGUCUCUCAUAUUUAAACUGAUCGAGAAUCAGCGCACAACUGCCGCGGAUCACUUUCAGGAUGUGCAUUUGCUACGACUCAGCAACGAGCAGGCAACCUGGCAACCUGGCGAUGUUCUCGACGUGCAGCCACAAAACAGCGCUGAACAUGUCCGGGAGUUCUUUGAGUUGCUCAAGGAACACAAGCUCGAUUUCAAUGCCAGAACUGUGGUCGAAGUGAGUAGCGCCCACAAAGAUUUACCUCUCCCUUUGGCCUAUGCGUCGCCCAUCUCACUGCAGCAGGCUGCCAGAUAUAUUUGGGAUUUGAGCGCCAGGCCGCGGCAGCGCUUUCUCGAGGUGCUCGCCCAGAACUGUGAGGAUGAGUUGGAACGCGAAAAACUCCUGGAAUUUUGCACAGCCGAAGGUCUAGAGGAUUUAAUAGCCUAUGUGAAUAGGCCACGUCGCAUGGUGUUGGAGCUGCUGCAGGAUUUCAGGCAUGCGAUGGCUAAGCUGACGCUGAUGCAGCUCUUUGAGAUGAUGCCAUUGAUACAAACGCGCAGCUUCUCCAUUGCCUCCGAUGUCUCGACGGGCACACUCGAUCUAUUGGUCGCUGUGGUCAACUAUAAGACCAUAAUGCAGGCGCCACGAUUGGGUCUAUGCUCCAAUUGGCUGAGUGGUUUGCAAACAGAAAACGAGCUACGUGGUUUCAUCAAGCCGGGCACGAUGAGCUGGCCCAAGGAGUUGGACACACCACUGAUUAUGAUUGGACCUGGCACUGGAAUUGCGCCCUUUCGCAGCAUUAUUCAGCACAGGUUGCAUUUAGAUCAGACGGGGAGAAAUGUGGGUAGACUCGUUGUGUUCUUUGGUUGCCGCAACCAGACCCAGGAUUAUCACUUUGAGCAAGACUUCAAGACGUGGCGGGAUAAUCAAAGUGUUGAGGUGCAUGUUGCCUUCUCGCGAGAUCAAGAGAAUAAAGUUUAUGUACAGCAUCUGAUCAAAAAGCGCGCCGCGUUUCUAGCUAAGCUCAUCCGUGAAGAAAACGCUUAUGUCUAUGUGGCAGGCAGCUCGAACAAUAUGCCAAAAGCAGUCAGGGAAGCAUUCAUUGAGGCACUCGACAACGAUGCCGUCUACAUGGAGCAAAUGAUAAAACAGCGACGCUAUCAGGAAGAAACCUGGGCCUAAAGAAUUAACCGACCAAAGGAGUAUUUAACUAUCUCUCUGAUUCCUAGUUUACAAAUGCAUAAUUAUAAGUUUAUAUAUUCAAUUUGUUGGACGGACUUUGUAAAUACAUCACUUUUAACAAUA
Messenger RNA from Drosophila grimshawi, 1936 nucleotides. RefSeq names its product NADPH-dependent diflavin oxidoreductase 1. Gene Ontology annotation, cellular component: cytosol. The record is from RefSeq and is a predicted model, not a curated record. The coding region runs from base 83 to 1813 and encodes 576 amino acids. The transcript has a single exon. Gene Ontology annotation, molecular function: FMN binding; flavin adenine dinucleotide binding; NADPH-hemoprotein reductase activity. NCBI's taxonomy places the organism in Eukaryota, Metazoa, Arthropoda, Insecta, Diptera, Drosophilidae.